This is a messenger RNA of Prorocentrum cordatum, 1362 nucleotides long. NCBI's taxonomy places the organism in Eukaryota, Dinophyceae, Prorocentrales, Prorocentraceae. The record is from the annotation of a GenBank genome assembly.
GUCAACGCCCCGACUGUACCCCCUUGUGCGCGCCGCCGGCCGCCAUGGGCGCGUCGCCCUCGGCGCCCAGCCCGGAGCGGGCCGCGAGCCUGCGCGGCGGCGUCGAGGCCGCGUGCGCCCGGGCGGCGCGCAGCAUCGGCGAGGCCGACGUGCUCCUGCUGUGCACGGGCGCGGGGUUCUCCGCGGACGGCAGGGGUGUACGCGGACGUGGCGAGGGUGGAGGCCUACAAGCAGCGCGGCCUUCAGUACCACGACAUCUGCAGGCCCCACUGGCUGGAGAAGGAGCCGGAGCUGUUCUGGGGCUUCUGGGGCCAGUGCUUCAACGACUACCGGUGCACGCCGCCCCACGAGGGAUACGCCAUGAUCGACAGAUGGGUAGACCGCCGCUUCAGGCACACCGAGCUGGCCCAGAAGAUCAGGCAGAAGCUGCAGGCGUCGCGCGAAGCCGACGGCGGUGGAGGUGAGGAGGACCGCCCGACGCAGCUGCCCUCGAGGCCCUACGUCGUCUCCGACGCCGCGGGUGGCUUCUUCGUCUUCACCUCGAACGUCGACGCCCACCACUUCGACUGGUUCCGCGCCUGCGAGAUCCGGGAGUGCCACGGGAACACGGAGAUCUACCAGUGCACCCGCGGGUGCCAGGGCAUCUGGCGCGCGCCGCUGGACUUCCGGUUCCUCGUGGCCACCGGCACCAUGCUCGCCCCCGCGGGCGCGCCCGCGGGCGCAGCGCCCGCCGCGGAGGCUGCGGAGGGCUUGGGCGCCGCGGCCUCGGGCGACGGCGGCGAGGCCAGGCCGCGCGUCGGGAACGUCCGAGGGGGCGGGCGGCGGACGACGCUCCGGCACAUGCCGGGGUCCCCUGCCGGGGCGGCGGGCUUCGAGACUCGGACGAACCACCCCGCGUGCCCGAGCUGCCGGGGCCCCGCGCGGCCCGCCAUCCUGAUGUUCGGGGACUACGGCUGGCUGGACCUGGAGGAGCAGGACGAGCGGUGGAGCGCGUGGGCGAAGGCGGUGUGCUCGGCCGCCGACGACGCCCGGACGGGCGGCCGCCCCCUCCGCGUCGCGAUCCUCGAGGUCGGCGCGGGGGGCAACGUGCCCACGGUCCGGAGGACCUCGGAGGAGCAGCUGCACGAGUUCGGCGAGAGCGGCGCGGUGGCCAGCCUCAUCCGCGUGAACCCGGAGCUCCCGCUCGGGGACAGGGACGAGUACGAGCCCACGGGCGAGGGGGCGGACCGCGUCAUCAGCAUCAUGGACACGGGGCUGGCGAGCCUCGGGCGCAUCGACGCGGCCCUGGAGGCGCUGUGGUCUGCGGGAGCCGCCGAGGGGCCGGGCCAGGGCCAGGCCGGGGCGGCAGGGCGGCCACUGUGA